Trypanosoma brucei brucei TREU927 is the source of this 756-nucleotide messenger RNA. RefSeq lists its product as hypothetical. The record is from RefSeq and is a predicted model, not a curated record. The transcript has a single exon. Bases 1 to 756 code for a protein of 251 amino acids. Lineage: Eukaryota; Euglenozoa; Kinetoplastea; Trypanosomatida; Trypanosomatidae.
AUGAACAAGGAAAAGGUGGAUCGCAGGCUGGAUCUUGUUGGAAGCUCCGCGGGUUCCAUUAUAAGUGUUGCGACAUGGUGUGCCCUUCACGCCUCUAGUGUAGACGUUAUCAUGGGAGCCAUAAAUGAGCGAAUGCAAGACCCAGCCACAAGUGCCUCCACACGCUGCGCGUUGUUGUAUGUGGUACACGAGCUCCUCCUCACAUGCGCAGCCAACGGUGUCCCGGAAGCCGGGAAGCGACGCGUACUGACGGCGGUAAGCAGAGUAAUACCUGAAGCGGUAACGGCUGUGCGGGCACUGAGCCCAGCGGACAGUGAUGAGUUCGAAAGGGGGUUGUCGAAGGUGGCCUCGUGGUGGUCAUUGCUGAACAUUUUUCCUCGCGUGUGGAUUGAUCAACUCGGUGCCAGAAACGACGAAGUGCCGUCUAGCGAGUCGGUCGCUGGUGCAUCGAUGUCGGCACAGUUGCGGUACAUAGCCGGCCUUAUGUCACGGUACAACGAGGCAAAAGAAGAAUGGCUACGUGCGCUUCAAACCUCUCCCGAACGCGCUGCCACUCUGAGGGGAGAGGCCCAACAAUGGCUUGCAUCGGUGCGGGCAGCGGUCGAAAACAAAUUGGAGGGUGGAGGCUCCCUGGCCACAUGGCUAAGCGCUGAACUAAGCGUAUUGACCGGCAGCGCUCCCAACCCCGGAGGUUCUUUCGUGGGGAAGGAAGAAGAGGACGAUGUUCUUGGAUCGUUCUUCCAAAAGGGGAAAUGA